AAGAAAAAAGGAAAAAAAAACUUUCAAAAUGGCGACGGAGACCUGCUGGUCCACUGGAAAACAAUAGAAACGGCGAACAGGGGGGACAGAGUUGACUCGUUCGCUGUUGACGGAUUCGGUUUCUCUCGCGAGUCGCCGGUACCCCGGGCCCGGGGUUGGUCCGGCAGGUUCGGCUACGCGGAUAACGUGUAAAAAAGAAGUGCGCCGUAAAAGUCUGAGCAUCAUGCUUUGUUUAAACGCUGCCAAGCUAGCUAGCUAGCUAGCCUGGCUAGCCUGGCUAGCGUCAGCCACAUCCGUAGCUCGCCAGUGCGGCUCGUUCGGGGGGGGGGGGGGUUAGCCGCUAGCCGCUCGAGCUAGUUAGCGCCGAGGAGGGGGAAACAGCUGUUCGCCUGACAGAUGCUGUGGAAACGUAAGACAGCGACGCUUGGUUCACAGUAAGUCAAACCUGGAGCCUGAUUUCACUUUCUGGAUCGGUUAGUCGCCGUCUGUCCCUUUUUUAGCAUCGGCUCUAGUCGGUAGGGUCUGCUUGUCUGGGUGCUCGAUUUUACCCUCUCGAGUUUCCCCCCAGGAAGGCGAGUGUCGCUGCUCGCCGAGUCCGGCUAACGCUAGCGGCUAACGCUAAGCCGUCGUGCGGCACAGAAAGCGACCGACGUUAUAGCCGAGCUUCGCUAGCUUUCAGCGUCCCAAGCUAAUUGGCCGCAGAGAGACCAAUUCACCCCCGGGGUUAGCUAACGCUAGCAGCUAAGCUAACUAACGGCGCAGCGGCGGACUCGGUUUUGACGUUAGCUAGUCGUCGGCUAACGUUGCUAACGCUUGCGUGAAACAAACUUGGAGACAGUUGAGACGGAUCCCAGCCGUUUUGUUUCGUUCGCGGUGUCCCGGCAUUGCCGCCUAUACGGCGGACGGCGGCGGUAUCCUUUUAAUCGAGCCAGCCCGGCGCACGACAACUUUUGUCAGCCUCCAAAAGUUGGGAGCUUUUCUCUUUUUUCCCCCCCCCCGACGCUUCGCUCCCAACUUUUUUUGUUUUCGAGUGUAAAGGAAUGCGCCGGUCCACCUUCCAGCGGUUCGGGGCUGGAGUAGGACAAUGUAAUUAUUGCCCUUACAACGCGUUUAGCGUUUGACACACUAUGUAAAAACGUUACGGUUGUUUACACGUAUAUUCAACAACAAAACACGCUGGGGAGAAAGAAAAUCUGUGCUUGUUGUUUGGUUGUAGGUCGGGUCGGCGAUGCUCGGACGUAGGCGAUGCUCGGAGCCUGCUGGCGGACCUCAACGUAGCGUGUAGAGCCACGGCGAGUUGCAGAAGAUUCGGGAUGGGGUUCGAGCGCCUCGCCGUCGUUGGGGCGAUUUGAAAAUUGGGCCGGACCAGACGUCUGCUUGAAUUGCUGCAGAAAUCUGCGCUGACCCUCAGACUUCUGCUGUGCCUAAAGGCCAUUAGCAAGACAAAGGUGGCUUCUAUGAAGCCAGCGGAGGGCUCUUUGUAAAGGAUAAGGGGGGUUGUAGGGCGCCCGUACUUAAGAGGAGGCGAACUCGGCAUUUUAUGGACGAGACCUGAGGCCGGAGUUCACGAAAACCCCUUUAUUGAUGAUGGCGGAUUUCGUCGCACCGCGACACAGCGCGGUGAUGGAGAGGCUCCGCCGGAGGAUCGAGCUCUUCCGGCGGCACCACAGCGGUUGCGAGAACCGCUACGAGAGCACGGCGCUGGAGAGGCUGGAGCUGGAGCGGCAGCAGACCUUCGCGCUGCACCAGCGCUGCUUACAGACCAAAGCCAAGCGGUCGAACAAGCACAGGCAGCCCCAGCCAAGCGGCGACCAGGCGGCGCAGAGGGGGGCAGGGACCGGGGGCAGCAACGCCGACCUGGGUGAGAGUGGCGCGCCCGGGGAGCAGAGCAGAAACAGCACUUUGAUCGCGUUGCAGGAGACUGUGAAGAGGAAAUUGGAGAGUGCCAGCUCCCCACUGGGCAGAGAGCAGGUAAACGGCUUCACUGAUGGCUUCCCCCCCACCAAGAAGGCCUGUCUGGACAACGGUUCAGCCAAUCGCAGCUUAUCCCCCAAUUCUCCCUUGGAGUCCAAGCACGGGAUUGGGGACUCCCUGGUGUCCAAUGGCAACCACGCUCCUGGGGGGGAAUGCGGGGUUGCCGAGCAGGAGUUCAGGCUGAAGGAGAUGAAGCAGGAGCCUGAUGACAUCCUCCCCUGCAUGCUCCCCCCAGGGGGCGGACCCAAUAACAGCCUUUUCCCUGACCUCAACCUGAAUGAACAGGAGUGGACAGAACUGAUGGAGGAGCUGAAUCGCUCUGUUGCCUAUGAGGACAUCCAGGACAUCCUCAAUGACGGCUUUGAGGACCGUAAGGAUUCUCCUGACCUGGCCUCCAACCCAGGCGGUGGGGCUGGGGGCAGUGGGGUGGUUAGCUCCUCUGGAGCAGGUGGGGGUGGUAGUCACCAGGUGCCUCCCAGCCAAUCCUCUCAGAGCCUCCUUCCUCCUGAUCUCGCCAACAUUAAGGCCGAAUUCUCCCCGGCCUCGGCUGCCUUCGAGCAGGACUCUCGCACUGCUUCUCCCCAUGUCAGGCCCACCUCCUCAGGUCCUCCUCCUCUCCCCACUAGCUCCCCUGUGGCUGCCACCUCUGCCUCUUCCCCUGCUCAUCCGCAGCCUCAGCAGGCACCUCCCUCUAGGCAGCUCCAGCCUCCCAACCACCUCCUCCCCCCUGGCCCCCAAGUCUCCAAAGACCUUUCUCCUGCCCAACAGCUCCAGCAGCUGGCUGCCCAGCAGCAGAGAGCUCAACAGAUCCACAACCAGCUGCAGCAGAAACAACAACAACAACAGCAGCAGCAGGCAGCUAAGUUCCACCCACACCCUCCAUCUUGGCCCCAGACUGCCAACCCUUCCCAGAGCCCACUAGGGGGUGCCUUUGGUAUGGACAAACCCAGCAGCCCCUCCCUCUACCCCCAGGACUUCAACCCAAAUGCACCCAAGCAGCUACUGAUAUCUGGACAACCCAACAAAGGUUCGCCUAAGGCUGGGACCGGGGGUUACAUGCAAAGCCACACGAGCAUGCUGAGCCACCCGGGUCCAGGGGCCCCUCUCAGUCAUCCACCCUCAGCAGGAACUCAAGCGCCUUCUUCCAUACUCAACUAUAACAACACCAAACCCCUGUCCCACUUUGAGGCUGGGGGACCAGGGCCUGGACCACCAAGGGGGCCUCCGAAUGCCCAAAGCCAGAACAAGGCAGCCCUGCUCUCUCUUAUUAGACAUCAACAGAUGAAGCAGAAGGCUGGUCUGCCUUUCAGACCACACCUGCCUCACGCACAGGACCAAAAUGCUGACCAGUCCCUCCUCAUUCCAGCUACCAUGCUCCCUGCUGGAAAAACACAUGAACUACAUCAUAAUUAUUUCCUUAUCAACUUCCUGCAGGAGCAGAACGCGUACUCUGCCCCGCCACACGGCCCAGGCCAAGCCAAUGCCAUAGCUUCCCAGCCUGGAGGCAACGCCAUGGCGACCCAGCCAGGGGCCAACGCCAUGGCAGGUAAUCAUGUAAAUGCAGCUUACCUGAGCAGCCAGGCAGCUGUGGCUGCAGCACUGAAACAACAGCAGCAGCAUCAACAACAGCAGCAUCAGCAACAACAACAACAUCAGCAGCAGCUGCAGAUGCUGGAGCAGCAGAAACAGUACCUGCUUGGUCAGAGACAGCAGAUGAUGGUUGAACAGGAGAAGCAGCGGCAGCAGCAGGACCAGCAGUUGCAGAGACAUCUGACCCGUCCUCCUCCUCAGUACCAGGACCAGCCGGGUCAGCCAACAAACCAGAACCACUUUCAACAGCAGCUCAACCAGUUCCCCGCCUCUUCUCAGUCAAUGGGCAAUGUGGGCUCCAUGGGAGGCCCCGCACCUGGAGCCCAGCGCAUGUUCUCUCAGAACCAAGGCAUGAUGGGAAUGAACAUGGGUCAGGGGAGCGGGCCUUCUGGUGGUGUGGUUCCGCCCCCGGUGGCCAGCCAGGCUGAGAUGAGCCUUCCGUCCUGUGGAGGUGGAGCAGGGAUGGAUGUCCAGCAGGUCCUCUUCAACAACAUGAACAUGCACCCCUCCCAUCCCAAUCACCCUCCUCACCCCUCUCAGCAGGGCAACAUGCAGAGACAGACACUAGGCCCCAUGAGUGCCACCUACAGACACAAUCUGCUGGCGCAGCAACAGCACCUGAAGAACCAGCCCAAUGCCGCCAUGCUGAAGCAGCAACAGCUGGCCGCCGCUCGGCUGCCUGGAAACAUGGCCAAUAACAUUGGAGCUAACAUGCCCAGUUCCAUUCCCAGUGCCCUGCCUGGGGGGAUGCAGAGUACCCAGAGCCAGGCCUGGCAGCAGCAGCAGCAAAGCAUGCAGCAGGCCCUGAACAACCAGCCCCCCUCCUCUAAUGGAGGUCUUCCCCCCAAUGCCUUCUCCAACCCCUCCAACCCCUUCCACAUGCAGCAGCCCCGCAUGCCCAAGCUGCCCCCAGGCACAGCACCCUUUGCUGCCAACCCUGGCAGCCGUCCAAUGGGGGCCAUGAAUCCUGGGCAGCAGUUGAUGCAAGCCAACAUGGCUGCCGCUCAGCAGAGGGCACCAGCUAACCCCCAGGCCCUGGGCCAAACAUUAGCCAACCAGCAGCAGACACAGCAGCAGCAAGCUGCCCAGAACCAGGCGGUCCACCCUGAGCUGGCAGGGUUCGGGCAACCACAGAACAACAGUCGCCAGGGAAUGCAGUGUAACCAAGGUUACCAGGUCAGUCGACCUACGAGUCAGCAGCAGCAGCAACAACAACAGUUGUCGUUUGCCUACAGCACGGCAUCGGGGAGUGGGGGUCUCCCAAGCUUCCCUGGGGAGAGUGACCUUGUGGACUCCCUGCUAAAGGGUCAGAGUACCCAGGAGUGGAUGGACGACCUGGAUGAGCUGCUAGCCAGCCACCACUGAGCACAUUGCUGUCCCAUCUGUGUGGAAGAACAUGUGCAACUGAAGGGCUGGACAUGAGGACAUAGGGCUACAGUCUGUUUUCUGAAGAGGUCAUCCUGAAAAUGAAAUUUCUGUAAGGCUUUUAGUUUGGCUGAUAGAGCCUACAUCCAGACACUGGUCAGAAUUGUGGGUUUCUUAGGAAGCUACAGAGACGGGAAUAAUCACCACCAAACACUAGCUGCUAAAUGUUUGUCUGGAAGUCAGUCUGACUUAAAACAGGUAACCAACCAGCAUUCUGCUAUAAACAUCUAGGUGGGUUGCAACAGUCAUAGUGGCUGGUGGAUCUAGAGUUCAUUUCCUGAUCAUGUGAGAUGAUGAUGGUGAUGCAGGGAAAGAUGCAACGAGCUAACAAUCCACUGCAGGCCACGAGCUGACACAAAGGUAGGGGUGAGCUAGCUUCGUCUGAGGACUCUGUGAUGUGUCCAAGAGUAUGGAGAUGUAUGUAGUAAGAGGUGUUGCUGAUGAUUGGAGAAAAUAUCUACAGUUGAGUCCAUGUGAUAAGACAAGAAGUCAACUAAAAACACAUUUUAAACCACUUACCUGCCCUCAUAACGCCACCUAAGGCUGGCUAUCGGAAAACCACGUUGAUUGACUGUUGGUACAAUCCUGUUAAUUUGUUUGUUUGUUUUUGGUUUUUUUCCCUAAGAGGCGAGCAUUACAUGGGAUUCGGAUUGGGUAAAUUGAGAGGGACAUGUUUGUGUUUAGAGGCAAGUGACUAGUUUUGACACAGAAUCUUAAGCGACUCUAACAUAAAGAAAAUCAUUUUCAUUUUAUAUGAAAUUAAUAAUAAACGUUUAAUGGUGUUUUACAGUUCCUACCCCACAUCAGUCACUAGUUUUCUUCCUUAACUGGGCCAAUUAUCAGAGAUCCAAUCCACAAACAGACUGCUAAUACACACAUCCAGGAAGUGCUAGCAUACAGAGACACGCACAUGUCUUUCAACAGUUGGGGGGUGGGGAGGGGGGUGUUUGCCCCCUGUCUUCAAACUGGUUUUGUUUGCCGUUGUGUCCUCGUAUGCAAAUGUGAGCAGCGUGCUUGUUACUGUGGUGAAAGCUGUGCUAAUGGAGGGCUGCAGGAAAACAAUAGAGGAAUUGUUGGUGAGCGUGCAGACAGACAGCUCUCCCAAACAAGAUGGCAGUCUUCUCAACUUGGUCGUAAAUGACAAGAUUGCCAGAUAGCAUUAAAGAAAAUAAUCAACACAAUGUGAUCCAGUUAAGAAAAUCCACGGAGGUUGAAUUCGUUCAUCCGGAUACGUUUAUUGAAAGAUAUGUUUCGUCACUCAUCUAAGCGACAUCUUCAGUGUAAACUGACUGCAGGUAUCCCCACCCUUAUAAACA
Molecule: messenger RNA, 6305 nt
Organism: Lampris incognitus (smalleye Pacific opah)
Lineage: Eukaryota; Metazoa; Chordata; Actinopteri; Lampriformes; Lampridae
Gene: maml1
Product: mastermind-like transcriptional coactivator 1
Exons: 5
Coding region: 1585-4929 (1114 amino acids)
Biological process (GO): positive regulation of transcription of Notch receptor target; Notch signaling pathway
Cellular component (GO): nucleoplasm; nuclear speck
Molecular function (GO): transcription coactivator activity
Source: RefSeq, a predicted model, not a curated record